AUGAUCACAUCAACAGUGAUAGGUGCAGCGCUCUUUUCCGGGUUGGUAAUUGCCCAGUACCCUUCCACCACGGGUGGAUUGAUUAAGAUUGAUUCUAAAGUACUUCCGAACGUCACUAUCACUUACAAUAAGGUGCCGGGUAGCAUCUGUGACUCGGCGUCAGAGUCAUACGCUGGGUAUAUUAACUUUCCGGCAAAUACGAUGAAAGAUGCGAUUCAAGACUUCCCCGUUCACUUAUUCUUCUGGUACUUUGAGUCCCAGUCCGACCCCAAGACAUCGCCGUUGUCGAUAUGGCUCCAAGGGGGACCUGGAGGAUCGUCCAUGUUCGGUGCUUUUACAGAAAAUGGACCCUGCGCUGUGAAUGAAGACUCCCAAUCCACACGCCGCAACGAUUAUGCUUGGACGAAGCAUGCUAAUAUGCUGUAUAUCGACCAACCAGUCCAGACUGGCUUCAGCUACGAUAUUCCAACCAACGGAACGCUGGACCUGCUGAGUGGAGAUGUCAUUCCGCAUUCUGAGACUGAAGGCCCGUUUAACAAGACAGGAACAUUUAGCAGCCAAACGCUGACGUCUACUGCCAACACCACCGCCAACGCGGCGCGGCAUCUCUGGAACUUUGCCCAAGUGUGGCUCCAAGAGUUCGAUGUCUAUAAGAACCAAUCCAGGAAUGACCGAGUUGGCCUUUGGACGGAGUCAUACGGUGGUCGCUACGGUCCCGGCUUCGCUGCGUACUUCCAUCAACAGAAUGAGAAAAUCGUCAAUCCCCGUGACACCUUUAAGCCGAUAAACCUAGACACCUUGGGGGUCAUCAAUGGAUGCAUCGAUCUCCGCACCCAAGAAACAGCUGACCCAGAUUACGCCUAUAACCGAAACACUUUUGGGGUUACUGCGAUUGAAAAAGUUCAAUGGACUGACGCAAUCGAGGCUUACGAGAAACCAUACGGCUGUCAAGACCAGAUAGACAACUGCCUUAACCUUGCCGCAAAAUACGACCCAGAUAUGUAUGGUAAUGUUACAUUAGUCAAUAAGGUAUGCUUUGAUACCAGCACAAAUUGCCAAGCAGAAGUCGAGGCGGCAUAUAUCUUCUCCAGCAAACGAGGUUUCUACGAUAUUGGUCACUGUAACCUGGAUCCAUUUCCCGCAAACUAUUUUAUUGGAUACUUGGCCCGGUCCGAGGUCCAACAAGCGCUGGGGGUUCCCGUUAACUUUACCUUAAUCUCAAAUACGGUUGGGAAAGCAUUCAAUCUCACGGGUGACUACCCGCGACGAGAUCCCUUGGGCUAUCUCGGUGACAUCGCCUAUCUCCUCGAGCAUAAAGUCCAGGUAGCAUUAUUGUACGGAGACCGAGACUUCGCCUGCAACUGGGUCGGAGGAGAACAGGCCAGUCUUGAUGUCCAGUACGAUUCAUCUGCCGCAUUCCAAGCCGCCGGAUACGCGAAUAUCACUCACGAUUCGGAUAUCUGGGGCCAGGUUCGUCAGCAUGGCAACUACUCAUUCAGCCGUAUCUACCAAUCCGGUCACAUGAUUCCUGCAUAUCAACCAGAGGCUGCACUAGAGAUCUUCCGCCGUGUCAUGAACGGUAAAGAUGUAGAGACGGGAAAUAUCGAGGUCACUCCCUCCUAUUCAACCAAUGGCACAUCGUCCUCCACACAUACAGAUACCCUACCAUUAGCACCAGCCCCAACAUGCUACCUUUGGGCCCUGAGUGGCACAUGUGCGAAGAAUCAAAUCAACGCCGUCGGAGAUGGAACCGCGAAGAUUGAGAACUAUGUCAUCACGGAUCCGAAGCAACCUUGUAAUGCUUGUCCGUAUACACCUACAUCUGAUGAUUCCGUCGGCCUUGAAUUAUCUGGUGUUCACUGGCAUGAGGACUUGUAG
Molecule: messenger RNA, 1878 nt
Organism: Talaromyces proteolyticus
Lineage: Eukaryota; Fungi; Ascomycota; Eurotiomycetes; Eurotiales; Trichocomaceae
Product: Alpha/Beta hydrolase protein
Exons: 2
Coding region: 1-1878 (625 amino acids)
Biological process (GO): proteolysis
Cellular component (GO): fungal-type vacuole
Molecular function (GO): serine-type carboxypeptidase activity
Source: RefSeq, a predicted model, not a curated record